Molecule: messenger RNA, 2607 nt
Organism: Neospora caninum
Lineage: Eukaryota; Apicomplexa; Conoidasida; Eucoccidiorida; Sarcocystidae
Product: cbr-GPDH-1 protein, related
Exons: 8
Coding region: 1-2607 (868 amino acids)
Biological process (GO): glycerol-3-phosphate catabolic process; carbohydrate metabolic process
Cellular component (GO): cytosol; glycerol-3-phosphate dehydrogenase (FAD) complex
Molecular function (GO): NAD binding; protein homodimerization activity; glycerol-3-phosphate dehydrogenase [NAD(P)+] activity
Source: RefSeq, a predicted model, not a curated record
AUGGAAGUAAAUUAUUUUCAUUUCUCGGCCGAUGAGUGCUGGGCAACAAAGCAGUUUGGUCUUUCUUCUGACACACAAACUUUUCCGUCGUUUCCGGGUGAGAAAAACCGCAACCGCAGCAAAAGGCGGAAGAAUCAGUGGGCGGGAGGUCACCAGGUACCAAAUUCGAGGCACAGCUACGUUCCCCCCCUGUGGAAUCUGUUCGCUGCCGCAGGGCACACAAAGUCGCAAACAGACACUGCAAAAGGUGACAAUUUCGUCGUUCUUAUAAAGCACUGUUCCGGCGCGUCCCUUUCCUUUAACGCAGCAGAAGAUAGGCUUCCUCUCUUUGUGGCGUCAGAGAAAGAACGUGACCGUGAUCCGAAGAACGGCCUUGCUUUUGCUGGAGUCUCUGCACCAGCGUCUUCUUCCACGUUCCUGCCAUUUUGGGUUUGUGCAGCUGCGAGGGUUCCGAGUUUUCUUUUAAGGAGGAAAGUCACUGACAGUUACGAACCGACCGUGCAUCCAGGCCAGCAAUGCGGCAGUGACUCGAAGACUAAGUCGCGAGCUGGCAGCCUGUCGGGUGCCGGUUGCUGGAACAGUUCUUCCGGUGGUCUCGGACACAACUUCACUCGUCUAUUCUCCUCCUGUACCGCACGGCAGUACGGUUUAUCUGGUCGCCUCUCGCAGUCAUCCACACCUCCGGUCUGCACGGGUCCCGUGAGGCUCGAUCCACCUUUGUCUACGGUCAGGGCUCGGGCACCUCGAAAGAGCGUGAAUCCAACACAUCCUUCACCCACGACUCUGCGUGCCCAGAAACCGCACACGCCGGCGGGUAGCGGCUCGCCGCCUACAAGGCUCCUCGAGACCAUUCCGCCGUUCCCUUAUCUGGUGCACGGGAAGUCCACAUGUAGUGCGUUUCUCCGAUUUCUGUCUGACGGCAAAUGGUCGCGUUCAAUAUCGGAAGCUCUCUUUCCGGCAGUGAAGCCCCCAGUCAUAUAUCGAUUCCGGGGGUUUCAUCCUACGCAAAUUGUGUCCGGGCCCGCAUCGCUUUCGUGCGCUGCCCCGCGCUCGUUCACUCUCUUUUUCCUCCUCUUUUUCCUAACUGGGCUGCCUGGACCUCUUUGUCCGAUUACGCAUAGAACGCCUCCCUCAUCCUCCUGUUUUCGCUUCCGCCCCUUCCCUGUAUCAACAGAAGCGACAGCAAUUCAAGCGAACGCCUUCCUCUCCCCGCUCGCUGCGGCCCCCUCAUUCACCCGCAGCAGUGCGUGGGGUGACCGACGGAACACGCGUGCCUUUUCUUCUGUCUCUGCGCAAGAAUUCCAUACGAAAAGGAAACGCACUGAAGGCAAGCAAGACGCCAUGGAUUCUUUUCUUCGGCCUAUCCAACCCAAGAGGUCUCUCUUUCAGGUCUUGCAAAAGGGACCAUUGAGGGUUCGGAUGUGGGUGUUCGAGGAGAUGAUCGAAGGGGAGAAACUCACCGACAUCAUCAACCAGAGGCACGAGAAUGUUAAGUAUCUCCCGGGUCACAAAUUGCCCGAAAACUUGCUGGCAGUUCCCGACGUUGUCGAAGCCUGCCGCGGGGCCGAUCUCCUCGUCUUCGUCAUGCCCCAUCAGUUCGUGGCGAAAGUCUGCGAUCAACUCGCGAAGGCGAACGUUGUGCCGCCCCACGCACGCGCGAUAUCGCUUCUCAAAGGGCUUUACGUGGAAGGCGGAAGGCCUCAACUGUUCUCAGACACCAUCCGCUCCAAGCUCAACAUCGUCGAGUGCGCGGCUCUUUCUGGCGCAAAUGUGGCCAACGACGUGGCUCGGGAGGAGUUCGCCGAGGCAACAAUUGGCCAUUCGCCGGAUGAGACGGACACAGCGUUGAUUUGGCAGCAGCUCUUCGACAAGCCGUACUUCAAGGUCAACACCCUCCCAGAUAUUGCUGGUGUUCAGCUGUGCGGAGCAGUCAAAAACGUCGUUGCGCUGGCCGCCGGUUUCUGUGAUGGCGUGGGUGUAGGGACUAAUACAAAAAGCGCUAUCAUUCGCCUCGGCGUCGAGGAGAUGAAACAGUUCGGAAUGCUGUUCUUUGACAACGUUGUCGCCGAAACCUUCUUCGAUAGUGCUGGCUACGCUGAUGUGAUCACGACAGUCUUCGGUGGUCGCAAUGCGCGCUGUGCGGCGGAAUUCGUUCGACAGAAAGGGAACAAGAGUUGGGACCAAAUCGAAGCCGAGAUGCUGAAUGGUCAAAAGCUUCAGGGCACCUUGACGACAAGGGAAGUGUUUGAGGUUAUCUCUUCCCACGAAGUAGACCACCUGUUUCCUCUCUUUACUGUCACUUACGACAUCGCAUUCAAGGGAAGAGACCCAGCAGAUCUCGUCCGCGUAUUCGAGACGAGCGAGGUCCGCCCCCACAAGACGCCGGAAGAAUGCAACAUCCUGGUGCUGCCUCCACUGAUGGCAAAUGCCAAGAGAAGGAUUGGCCGUCUUCAGUCGAUGGUCGACCAUGAACGUUUCAAAGAAGAAGAAAAGAAGAUCGUCAAAGAAUACGAGAAGCGAUACACAGAGAUAGAAGUCGCCGCGAACACCGCGGAUGACCUCGCUCCGUCCGCCCCAGUAGCAGAAGAGUGUCGGGAGAGAAAAUGA